Molecule: messenger RNA, 4092 nt
Organism: Cololabis saira (Pacific saury)
Lineage: Eukaryota; Metazoa; Chordata; Actinopteri; Beloniformes; Belonidae
Gene: cdh2
Product: cadherin 2, type 1, N-cadherin (neuronal)
Exons: 16
Coding region: 263-2986 (907 amino acids)
Biological process (GO): regulation of axonogenesis; blood vessel morphogenesis; multicellular organism development
Cellular component (GO): postsynaptic specialization membrane; cytoplasm; plasma membrane
Molecular function (GO): calcium ion binding; cadherin binding
Source: RefSeq, a predicted model, not a curated record
ACCAGGCAGCGCUCUCCCUCAGUACGGACCGGGUAGACAGAGGAGGAGGAGGCUGCUGCAUGCUGCCACCGUUCACUCUGCUGCUGCUGCUGCUGCCGCUGCCGCCUUUGUUACACGGGGAGCUCUCUCGAGGCCAUCCUUGAAUCCGUUGGAUAUCUUUUAUUUUUUUUUUUUCCAUUUUUUUUUAUUUUUAACCUUUUCUUAUUUUUAAUUUUUUUGACGGAUUCAGAAGAAAGGGAAUUAAGCGACGACGGGCGUACCGAUGUACUCGCGAAGACUCGAAGGCAGCGGUCUGCUCCUGCUGCUGGUCUUGGCAGGACUGCAGAUUGCAGCAGAGAGCAGAGGUGCCCCACCAUGCAGACCAGGCUUCUCUGAAGAUCUAUACACUGUCACGCUGCCAGCCAUCGCAGAGAAAGGACAGCCUCUUUUCAAUGUGAGGUUUAUCAGCUGUGGACAAGGUGCUCUGGUGUGGUUCAAAUGCAGUAAUCCAUCUGACUUUCGGAUAGAGGCCGACGGAGUCGUUUAUGCUGCCAGGACUCUUCAGCGCGCUGCUCUUCCUGCAAAACCUUUGCAGAUCAAGGCCAGUGACACCGCCACCCGGCAGGAAUGGGUCACCCAAGUCCGGCUGACAUCCCCCAAACAGGUCCAGGAAGUGGCUGUCCCUGCUGUUAUGUCCGAGGAUUUGAAAGAAAUUCUGUUUCCAUCACGGAAUAUGGAGAGCCAACUGAAACGCAUGAAGAGAGACUGGGUCAUCCCCCCAAUCAAUGUCCCCGAGAACUCGCGAGGCCCAUUCCCACAAGAGCUUGUCCGGAUCCGGUCAGAUCACGACAAAAGCCGGUCUCUCAGAUACAGUGUGACGGGUCCUGGUGCUGACCAGCCUCCCACAGGAAUUUUCACCAUCGACCCAAUUUCUGGAGAGCUCUCUGUCAACAAGCCCCUGGAUCGAGAGCAUAUCUCCAACUUCCAUCUGAGAGCUCAUGCGGUGGACCUGAACGGCAACCAGGUUGAAAACCCUAUUGAUAUUGUGAUCAAUGUCAUCGACAUGAACGACAACCGACCCGAGUUCACGCAUCAGAUCUGGAACGGCACCGUUCCAGAGGGUUCCAAGCCAGGAACAUUUGUUAUGACGGUGACUUCUAUUGACAAAGAUGACCCGAAGACAGCAAAUGGGAUGCUCCGCUACAAGAUUCUGUCUCAGACUCCAGAGAGUCCAUCGUCCAAUAUGUUCACCAUCAACAACAAAACCGGGGGCAUCAUUACAGUGGCCGCCGGCCUGGACAGAGAGAAAGUGCCUCAGUACACGCUGAUCAUUCAGGCCACUGACAUGGAAGGCAACCCCAUGUACGGCCUCUCCAACACGGCCACCGCCGUCAUCAGAAUCACCGACAUUAACGACAAUCCACCAGAGUUUACUGUUGACACGUUUUUCGGCGAGGUGCCUGAGAACCGAGUUAACGUCAUUGUGGCCAACCUGACGGUGACUGACAAGGACCAGCCCAACACGCCGGCCUGGAAUGCUGUGUACAAAAUCACCGGAGGCGACCCCACCGGCAGGUUCUCAGUCCCCACUGAUCCCACCACUAACGAGGGCCUGGUUACUGUCGUCAAGCCUAUUGACUAUGAGAUGAGCAGGACAUAUGUGCUGACCGUGGAGGCGAAGAACGAGGUUCCCCUGGCCAGAGGCAUCCACUAUCCUCAGCAGUCGACCGCCACCGUCUCCAUCAAAGUUUUAGAUGUCAAUGAGAGUCCUUACUUUGAGCCAAACCCCAAACUCGUGAAGCUGGAGGAAGGGCUGCUGGCAGAGUCGGCGCUCACCACCUACACUGCGCAAGAUCCUGAUCGCUUUAUGCAGCAAUCCAUCAGAUACUCCAAACUCUCAGAUCCUGCCAACUGGCUAAGGAUUGACGCUAACACUGGACGUAUCUAUACAAUUGCUGUUUUGGACCGAGAGUCUCCCUACGUGAAGAACAGUUUGUACAACGCUACAUUCCUGGCCACUGACAACGGCGUGCCAUCAGCAAGUGGCACCGGGACUCUCCAGAUCUACCUGCUGGAUAUCAACGACAAUGCGCCCAGGGUGUUCCCCCAGGAGGCAGAAAUAUGCAGAAGACCAGAUCCAAAUGCCAUCAACAUCACUGCCAUUGACGGGGACUUGAACCCGAACGCCGGACCUUUCGCCUUCGAGUUAGCCCACAGGCCCGCCGACGUGAGGAGAAACUGGACCAUAACGAGACUCAGCGGUGACUACGCUCAAGUGAGCCUCAAGAGUGGAUCCCUUGAAACUGGAAUCUAUGAGAUCCCCAUCAUAAUCACGGACUCGGGCAACCUGCCCAUGUCCAACACCUCGUACCUGCGGAUUAAAGUGUGCCAGUGCGACAUCAGUGGGAGCUGCACCGACCAGCAGCACAUCAUGGCUGCUGGUCUGGGAACAGGCGCCAUCAUUUCCAUCCUCCUCUGCAUCAUCAUCCUCCUCAUUCUCGUGCUGAUGUUUGUGGUAUGGAUGAAACGUCGCGAUAAAGAGCGCCAGGCCAAACAGCUUCUUAUCGAUCCCGAGGAUGAUGUGAGAGACAACAUCCUCAAGUAUGAUGAGGAAGGAGGUGGAGAGGAGGAUCAGGAUUACGACCUGAGUCAGCUCCAGCAGCCAGACACGUUAGAGCCUGAUGCCAUCAAGCCGGUGGGAAUCCGGCGUCUAGACGAGCGACCCCUCCACCCAGAGCCGCAGUACCCCAUGAGGUCAGCAGCACCCCAUCCUGGAGACAUCGGAGACUUCAUCAAUGAGGGACUGAAGGCAGCAGACAAUGACCCCACCGCUCCUCCCUACGACUCCCUGCUAGUGUUCGAUUACGAGGGCAGCGGCUCCACAGCCGGCUCCCUGAGCUCGCUCAACUCCUCCAGCAGCGGGGGCGACCAAGACUACGAUUAUCUCAACGACUGGGGCCCUCGCUUCAGAAAACUGGCGGACAUGUACGGUGGAAGCGACGACUAGGACACACAGCCACAACUUGAAGGAUAACGAGAUGAAGAAAAAAUAAAACAAAAUGAAGAAAAGGAAAUAUUUCCUGUUGAAGGACAAGGACGGCUUCUGAUAUUCCCCCGAGAGAAUGAUAGAACUGUGACUGAAAACAUUCAAAUAAAAUAAAUAAACAUUGAUUCAAAUUUUUUUUUCAAAAACAACCAACCUAGGCUUAUUGUUGUAGUCUGUGCAUACAUAUGCUUGUUGAAAGCUUCGGCAUAGGCUGUGGUCCAGUUGUGGAGGAUGUGGGAGGGAACAUUGGUCGACUGUCACCCUCAGAUUGUCGGUAUUGAAUGCGCUCAGUUACACUUGAAUUUCACAGUACAGAAGCACUGGGAUAUAAUGUGCCUUUUUGUACAUUUUUAUUUUCUUUUUUUUGUUUGGGAUCUAAAUGAUUAGUAUUAUGUUCAAGGCUUUAAUGGUACUGACUUUUAGAGUGAUUUCAAACAAAGUAUGUUACACUCUGGUAUGCUUCUACAUGCUUUUUUCUUUUCUUUUGGUGACACAACACUCCUGUUUGUUGAAGAUUAUUUAAAUAAAUCACAUAGAUGAAGAAAUGAAGGAACAUCUGUUAGCUUGGAUGGGAAGAAAAACAAUUAAGAGCAGCACUGUACAGUAUGCUAGACUUUUAGACUUUCUCACUAAAAAAUUAAAAUUAUGCAGCUGGUUGCAAAUAAAGGGAGUUAUGAAUCAUACUUUUGUAGCAAUUUUUCUUUUUUUUCCCCUUCUUUUGAGGUGAUGUAGUAUUUUACAAAAAAAAACACAAAAAAAAGUUUUGGUCUAAUCUAUGUACACUUCAUUUGCCUUAGUCAUCAUCUGAUAUUUUCAAGUUUUACUUCACUGUAAAAAGAUGUGUGUACAUAAUGUUUUUUUUUCUUUAUAUUUUCUUUUGAUGUAGUAUUAUGAAGAAGUGCAAAAAGUUCCAAACUUGUAAAUGUAUAAUUUGGACAACAAAUUCAAGUUUUUUGCAUGUUUUUAUCUUUUCAUGACAACAAAAAUUGGAAAAAAAAAUACAAAAAAAAAAUGUUUCCCAAAUUUAUUUACAAAGUGAAAAAAAUAAAAAUCUGGGUGACAUUAAA